Molecule: messenger RNA, 1910 nt
Organism: Exophiala oligosperma
Lineage: Eukaryota; Fungi; Ascomycota; Eurotiomycetes; Chaetothyriales; Herpotrichiellaceae
Exons: 2
Coding region: 197-1837 (546 amino acids)
Source: RefSeq, a predicted model, not a curated record
CAUUGCACUUCAUCAUAGCUAUCCACAGUACGACUUUGGCCGAGACAACAUAUGAAUUCGGCCAGGCAGCACACAUGAUGCUUCAAGUAUACCGCUUCUCUAUAACACCAUAUCACAGGUCAAAUGAUUCAUCCCUGCAACCACCGAAGUCUCACUCGUCGAUAAGAGCUGAAACUGUUCUACUCGAAACUCACACAUGAACUCGCCUGUACAUGCACAGUCGUUGUCGUCCCUCGGUGUCCUUCUCUCAAAUCCUCCCCAAUAUCCUCGCAACCCGACUCACCAAGCACAUGAACCUCUUAUACUCUACAUAGUUCGAGUUCCGGGCAGCAAAGAUGUCUUUCUCACACCUCUUAAACCGCCUACGAAGGCCUCCAUUAGCAUCGAAGCCGUACAGUCAAGCCUAUACUUUCUCCAUGUUGAUCGGGCCGAAGAUGAAGAGUUGAGAAAGUCGCUGGAGACUACAAAAUUGACCGACUCCCGUAGAGAAAAUGUCUCGCCCAUAGCAAGGAAACCUCUCCCAGACACGCCUUAUGCGAACUACCCGGCCUCGCGACGACCUCUCACUCCUCCAAAAAGCUACCCGCAUUAUCAGCUACCUUUGCCUGGAUCUCAAGAUGCAAGUCAAGCUGAUCGGUAUAUCGCCCGAGGUGCCAAUCUUAGACUGUCAGCCUCGGAGACUACACAACGCGGAGGCAUGCAGCGCAAGCCAGUAGGUGCUCGGCCCAUGCCUGCACUGCCCACUCUUGAUACAUCGUUUCGACUAGACGAGCCAUCGAAUGAAGGUCGUCGAGAGUCUGUUGAUAGUGUUAUAUCUCAAACAAGGGUCACCAGGAAGCCGGUCCAGUCAGCAUCCUCAGACCAGGCGGGUUCCUUGCGUUCAUUUAUGGAGGAUACGCACGGGUUCGGCCCAUCAAGCUCUCCUACAAAAUCCUCGGUGAAAGAGGCGAAGACUCUAGCUGACGACACGACACGGAUCACUCUGAUUCGACGAGAUCCUGCCUCUGGCAGUCAAUGGAAUGUAGGCAGUAUCGUUCAGCGGAAUGCAAUAUUACGGGACAAUCGCCUCGGACGGUUCGAAAUCGAGCUCAAUUCCCCGGGCUACACCAGGUUUGCCAAACUGGAAAACCCAACCGGGCAGUGUUUCAACAGGAAAGUAGACUAUGUUCUGCUUCCUAAUAACGAAAGUGGUGUUAAGGCGAGGCAUCGGAGCAAUUCGUCGGAGUUCUUUACCAAUUCCGCCCAUACCAACAACAAGAAGCCUCGCCACACUUACUCAUUCAACUCGCCAUGGCAGGGGACUUGUUCAUUCAACAACGGAUUGGACGGCAAAAGCCUUCGAUGCCGACAUGUUCUCCCGACGACGAAUUCGUCGAUGCCUUCAGUCCCCGUCGACGUCGCUGAGCUACGUUUCAAUUUAGCAUGGUCCAUCUUAGGAGCCAGGGAUACGAACAAAAAGACAAUUGAUACGACACAACUUCAUCUACAUCCAUCGGCAGGUAGACCUGCAGCCCCGACAAAUAAAGAACAGUGGAGGCGAAGUAUCCAGGUCCUCACACAUAAAGCUAAAACGCAAUUGUCCCAUGUAGACAGAAGUGGCGAGUUCCCAACUCUGGCCCAGGGGAAGAGAGAUUCGACUCUCGACGAAAGAUCACCUGAUGAUGGCCGGAUGAAUCUUGACUUGGGUCGUGAAAAAGCUGGCGGUGGAUUCAAAGGACAUAGCGCCAAACUGGGAAAACUGAUCAUCCAGGAUGAGGGUUUGAAGAUGUGUGACUUGGUGGUAGCAGCAUGCAUGGGGGUUUGGUGGCAACACUACGCAAAUGACUCGACAAGCUGAGAAUGUAGAUAUCUUAUGUACCUAGUGAUGAUGGUGUUCUGGUACUCCAGCUAUAAUACCCCCCGAUUUCGAA